Molecule: messenger RNA, 2903 nt
Organism: Callithrix jacchus (white-tufted-ear marmoset)
Lineage: Eukaryota; Metazoa; Chordata; Mammalia; Primates; Cebidae
Gene: MEN1
Product: menin 1
Biological process (GO): regulation of transcription by RNA polymerase II; negative regulation of cell population proliferation; negative regulation of cell cycle
Cellular component (GO): nucleus; histone methyltransferase complex; chromatin
Molecular function (GO): chromatin binding; Y-form DNA binding; transcription cis-regulatory region binding
Source: RefSeq, a predicted model, not a curated record
CACCACGCGGCUGCCCGGCCUGCCACUAUUUCCAGGCUCGGCGGGGGCAGUGAUGGGCCUAGACUCCACUUCCCGGCGGGUAGUGCGGCCCUAGGGGCGGGACUUCAUGUCCCAGCAGGCUCCGGGCGGCGUGUGCCGCGGUGCCUUGUGUGGGAUGUAAGCGGAGGCCGCCGCCCACCCCCCGCCGCAAUGGGGCUGAAGGCCGCCCAGAAGACGCUGUUCCCGCUGCGUUCCAUCGACGACGUGGUGCGCCUGUUUGCUGCCGAGUUGGGCCGAGAGGAGCCGGACCUGGUGCUCCUCUCCUUGGUGCUGGGCUUCGUGGAGCAUUUUCUGGCUGUCAACCGCGUCAUCCCCACCAACGUGCCCGAGCUUACCUUCCAGCCCAGCCCCACCACUGACCCUCCUGGCGGCCUAACCUACUUUCCCGUGGCCGACCUGUCCAUCAUCGCUGCCCUCUAUGCCCGCUUCACCGCCCAGAUCCGAGGUGCUGUCGACUUGUCCCUCUACCCUCGAGAGGGGGGUGUCUCCAGCCGUGAGCUGGUGAAGAAGGUCUCCGAUGUCAUAUGGAACAGCCUCAGCCGCUCCUACUUCAAGGAUCGGGCCCACAUCCAGUCCCUCUUCAGCUUCAUCACAGGCACCAAAUUGGACAGCUCCGGUGUAGCCUUUGCCGUGGUUGGUGCCUGCCAGGCCCUGGGUCUCCGGGAUGUCCACCUCGCCCUGUCUGAGGAUCAUGCCUGGGUAGUGUUUGGGCCCAAUGGGGAGCAGACAGCUGAGGUCACCUGGCAUGGCAAGGGCAAUGAGGACCGCAGGGGCCAGACUGUCAACGCCGGUGUGGCUGAGCGGAGCUGGCUGUACCUGAAAGGAUCAUACAUGCGCUGUGACCGCAAGAUGGAGGUGGCGUUUAUGGUGUGUGCCAUCAACCCUUCCAUUGACCUGCACACCGACUCACUGGAGCUGCUGCAGCUGCAGCAGAAGCUGCUCUGGCUGCUCUAUGACCUGGGACAUCUGGAAAGGUACCCCAUGGCCUUAGGGAACCUGGCAGAUCUGGAGGAGCUGGAGCGUACCCCUGGCCGGCCAGACCCACUCACCCUCUAUCACAAGGGCAUUGCCUCAGCCAAAACCUACUAUCGGGAUGAACACAUCUACCCCUACAUGUACCUGGCUGGCUACCACUGUCGCAACCGCAAUGUGCGCGAAGCUCUGCAGGCCUGGGCGGACACAGCCACUGUCAUCCAGGAGUCCCUGGGGCUACACCCCAUGGUGAGACCCCUUCAGACCCUACAGAGACCCUCCUGCUCUCACAGCUACAACUACUGCCGGGAAGACGAGGAGAUCUACAAGGAGUUCUUUGAAGUAGCCAAUGAUGUCAUCCCCAACCUGCUGAAGGAGGCAGCCAGCUUGCUGGAGGCGGGCGAGGAGCGGCCGGGGGAGCAGAGCCAGGGCACCCAGAGCCAAGGUUCUGCCCUCCAGGACCCUGAAUGCUUUGCCCACCUGCUGCGAUUCUACGACGGGAUCUGCAAAUGGGAAGAGGGCAGUCCCACGCCUGUGCUGCAUGUGGGCUGGGCCACCUUCCUUGUGCAGUCCCUAGGCCGUUUUGAGGGACAGGUGCGGCAGAAGGUGCGCAUAGUGAGCCGGGAGGCUGAGGCGGCCGAGGCAGAGGAGCCAUGGGGUGAGGAAGCCCGGGAAGGUCGGCGGCGGGGCCCACGGCGGGAGUCCAAGCCAGAGGAGCCCCCGCCGCCCAAGAAGCCAGCACUGGACAAGGGCCAGGGUGCGGUGUCAGGACCCCCCCGGAAACCCCCUGGGACAGUCCCUGGCACAGCCCGAGGCCCUGAAGGUGGGAGCACGGCUCAGGCGCCAGCACCCGCAGCAUCACCGCCGCUGGAGGGUCCAGUGCUCACUUUCCAGAGUGAGAAGAUGAAGGGCAUGAAGGAGCUGCUGGUGGCCACCAAGAUCAACUCAAGCGCCAUCAAGCUGCAACUCACAGCGCAGUCGCAAGUGCAGAUGAAGAAGCAGAAGGUGUCCACCCCUAGUGACUACACUCUGUCUUUCCUCAAGCGGCAGCGCAAAGGCCUCUGAACUACUGAGGACUUUAGACCGCUUGUGGGGACCCAGGUCCCACCCUUAGUCCCCCCACUCUGAGCCCAUCAUGUGCCCCAGCCCAAGGGGGACAGGCCUCACCCCUACCCGAACCCAAGGCUCCAGGUCCUGAGUACAGUCUAACCCACAAUUUUCUCCAGCUCAGAACCCAGGGCCCUGCCCCAGUCGGUAAAAUAUAGGUCUCUUCCCAGAAUCCCAGCCAGCCAAUGUAAACCUCACCCUGGGUCCUAAUUAUCUUUAAAGGCCCAACCCCUGGGAUUUUGGGCCCUUAAAGCCCCAAACCCAAGCUCCUCUUCAGAACGGAGCCGCUCACUUAGAGCCAGACCAACCUUACACAGGGCUGCUCCGAGCUUGAAGGAACUGAGGUUUCAUCCUUAACCCAACGAGCACAGGUCCUGCCUCCAGCCCAGGAGCCUAGGACCCCACUCAGUCCCUAGGAUUAUAUUUCCGCACUUCAGAAUUCAUGUCUUGCGAAAACAAACUCCCUACCCCCAAAGAACUUGAGUCCUGCUCUAGAAUUUUGAAAUCUAGCUUCCUCGCCUUCCUAUCCCAAGUCUGGGACACGAAACUCCGCCCCCAUGAGCAUCCUGAGCCCUGCCCUCUUCCUGACCAAACUGGCCCCGGAUCAGAGCCUGACCACCCUUCCUACCUCUGGGAACCUCGAAGAGGUCCAACCCAUCUCGGAGCAUCCCGGAGGAAAUCUGCAGAGGGUUGGGAGUGGGUGACAGGAGUCUGAUCUCUUCCUGUUUUGUACAUAGAUUUAUUUUUCAGUUUCAAGAAAGAUGAAUACAUUUUGUUAAAAAAAA